Messenger RNA from Dermacentor silvarum, 1501 nucleotides. Its product is annotated as retinol dehydrogenase 7. The record is from RefSeq and is a predicted model, not a curated record. NCBI's taxonomy places the organism in Eukaryota, Metazoa, Arthropoda, Arachnida, Ixodida, Ixodidae. The transcript has 5 exons. The coding region runs from base 195 to 1259 and encodes 354 amino acids.
GCGCUUUAAAAGUCGAGCUCGGUUCCGCCUACUUGCAUAAUCCUUGGCCGCCGGACGCGUGUAACUUUCUCGUGUCGAGGUCACUUUACGACGGAACAAAGAAUGCCCGCAACUUGUAGCACGCGCGUCUCCAGUGCGAGUUGUCACUUGUGUCCGUGGUGCGCCCACCGUUGGCACCGUGCUCGUGGAAAAACAUGCCGACGGUGGCCCAGCUAACAAUCCCGGCGGCCGCCUUGGUGUGGCUGGCCGCUCAGCGACUGCCUUCACUGCUAUCCGCAGCCACCAACCUUAGCCUGGUGGUGCUGGCGCUGUACUCUGGAUACUGGUUGGUGUGGCACGCCCGCCGAGCACUUUUCAAUGGCCUGGUCGAUCCGAAAGGGAAGUGCGUUCUCAUCACGGGUUGUGACAGCGGCUUCGGUCACAUGCUGGCGAUGCAGCUGGCCAAGGAAGGAUACUUCGUUUUUGCGGGGUGCUUGGAUGAAAAUAGUGAUGGUGCCAAGGUUAUAAAGAACGCGGAGAACACCUUACUGCUGCAAAUGGACGUCACCAAGAAAGACGAAAUAAGUGAAGCGCUACGAGCCGUAGAAUGCCACUUGGAAGGAAGAGAGCUGUGGGCAGUUGUCGCCAACGCUGGAGUCGCCUGCUUGGGCUACAUUGAAUGGCAGCCUAUAAGCAGGGUGCGGUCAGUUUUCGACGUCAACACGUUUGGAGCACUGUCGGUUUCAACAGCCUUCCUGCCACUGCUAAAGAAAUCUCGGGGCCGGCUGGUCAUCGUGACAAGCUUAUUGGGUCGUAUGACCAUGCCCGAAUACCUGGCCUACUGCAUGUCCAAGUGUGCCUGCACUUCUCUGGCCGACGGCCUUCGUCAACAAUAUUUCAACAGGGGUCUUCGGGUCUGCAUGGUUGAGCCAGGAGCAUACAGAACAGCACUGGUGAACCACUCUCGGAUGGAAGAAGCGUUCGACCGCGACUUGGAGCUGCUUCCCGACAGAGUACGCAAAGACGUCAAUCAGAAAGUCGUCGCUUACUUCAAGCACACUGCCGAUGUCCUUCAUUCGUCCUUCAUGAGAGACGAGCUUCAGGAAGUGGUCGACGCGAUGAAGAUGGCCGUUCAAGAGAAGCUGCCUCGAGCAUCCUACAGACCGGGAGCGACCGUGCUGGGUCUGGUUCGAUGGUUGCACAACAUCGCACCGGCCGAGCUAGCUGACGAAGUCAUGGACGCGGCCCGCAGGAUAUCGACACUCGUAAAGAGAAAGUAGCAGGCGUUCUUGGCACGAGCGUGGCUUGAUGGUGGCUUGAGGAGUUGAUCAUUGCUCAACCUGAAACCUCAAGGCCAAAACUACUAAGAGUGCCAUCGAUAAUAAACCCAUGCUAACCUCUUAAACAUGUUUAUGUAAGCCUCUGUAAACCUUCCUAGAGGUGUGUAAUGUAUUAAAGCUGAAGUUUACUUUCCCGAGUUUGGUGUGGCUGCUGGCUGUUGGGUCGGUCGCUAUCUCGGAGG